CUUCCUUACUAAACAGGUCGUUGUGCAGCACUUGCUAGAUCGAUGAGUUACAGAGAUUUCUCAUCGAUAAGCGUAUAGAGAUUUCUUCUUUCGUCGCAUAUGGUGAAGCUCUCACGCUACCUGUCCGCGGGUCGUCAUCUCGUGGCGAAUCUGGAAUGAUAUCUUCCUAUCUCCGGUCGAGGGGAUGUGAAACCGAUGGAUAACAAGUGGAUACCAUGUUUUUGGAGGCCUUGUGACCGUUGACCUUCGAUAUGGAUGUACGGAUUUUACUGUGUGUGUUAUGCCUACCUUUCUGUACGUUAGGCGAAAUAUUGAUACGGAAGCGAGACUUGACAGUGAAAGUGGGCAGGUCAGUGUACCUGGCAAGGGAGGAUCUUGUACUGAGACGAGACCGGCGCAAUGUGGAAUGUAGAGUGGAGGUUGUCCACACUGACCCCAUCACCCAGCGAGUCGGCAGAUUGGAACCGCCGAUAUUCAACUGUGAUUUCCUGCCGGGAACAGUCAAGUACAUCCACAAUGGAUCUCCUUUACUGCACACUGACCAAAUAAAGAUGCGGGUUCACAGGUUCACAAGGACACAGACCAUAUCAGAGAUUGUGUACCUCGGCAUUCGAAUAGUGAAUGCAUCUCACGAAAUCAUCGUCACCAGGGGCCUCCGGUCUGUGGUAGUGCCGAAAUUCUAUGGGUUAUCUAAUACGAUAGAUGGAUCAGUCUUACGGUUUCAGAACUCUGAUAACUAUAAUGUCUCGUGUGCUGUCGGCUUUUCAAAGUAUCAUUCUUUAUGGCCAAUAGCUGGCCAGAUGGUGAUGGGGAAGAAGCGCCAGGUGGUGGAUGCAGUUAAGAAGGAUUGUCGUGAGUUUCUCUACAUGUCACUUCAUUAUGAACAUCUGAGGUCGCCUACACCGGACGUCGAUUAUCUCCCCUUGACUGUGGAAUUGUUUGACCCUUCAAUCAGUGAAGAAGUUGUGGUUGAAAGCUUCUUUCUUCCUAUUUACAUUAAAGGUGCAAUCCCCAACUCUCCUCCCAAAUGUUCUGCAAGCAGUAUGAAGAUGAUGGAUGUGGACCAAUUUAUUUUAACAACACUGAUUCCUGGCGUCAUAUCGGCAGAGGAUUACGAAACGCCCAGAGGUCAGUUGAUAUUCAACAUCAGUAAACCAUUCAAGCCUGGCCAAGGGUACCUGGUGAAUCGAGAAAAUCAUGCUAUCCCAAUUACAUCAUUCCUUCAGGAUGACCUAGAAAAUCACCACAUUGCGUAUCAACCUCCAAACAUAAGUCAUACGAAAAGACGCAUGUAUGACGUUGAGCUGAUGGUGUUUGAUAGCCAUUUCGCCAGCAGCAUGCCCAUAGUGUUUCACGUUGCUGUACUGCCAUCUGCAACUGCUGCUCCUCGCAUUUCCCACAAUCUAGGUCUUGUCCUUCUGGAGGGACAGUCCAGGGUGAUUACAACCAAGCAGUUACAGAUUGUGGACAGAGACAAUAUAAACAGUGUUCGACUCUAUGUGAAGGGUGGAUUAAAGCAUGGUAAUAUUGUUAUUAAUGGAAGACAAACCAUUGUUUUCUCGCCCAAUGAUUUAGCAAAUGGAAAUAUUAUUUACUAUCACGAUGACAGUGACUCCACCAGUGAUCGUAUAGAACUUCGUAUCAGCGAUGGGUCUAAUACUGUUUUAACAACAUUUCCAAUCAUCAUUAUUCCAAAAGAUGACACAGCCCCUCGACUGAUAAGCAACCUUGGCCUCCAGAUCAAUGAGGGCGGCAUGAAGAAAAUAAGCGAAGCUGUCCUACUUGCUCAUGACACAGACUCGCUGGAUUCUAAUAUUAUAUACAGUAUUGUUAGAUCACCGUCUACUGGAGAUAUUCUCCGCAAAGUUAGACCCAAGGAUUCGGGUACUAAAGUGUUUGGAUUUAGGCAACGAGAUCUCCUUAAAGGCCAGAUUUACUACAGGCACUUUGGUGACGGGUCAUUACGCGAUUCAUUUACAUUCACUCUUCAGGAUCAACAGGAUCCACCAAACGAAUCUGAAGAGCAGGUAUUUAAAAUCGAUAUCAAUCCAGUCAACGAGAACCCACCAACUAUUUCACCAUCUGCAUCCAAUAUGUUAACUGUUUUAGAAACGGACAUUGCCUAUCUGAGCUCGGCCCAACUGAGAUUUACAGAUGUGGAAUCAACAGACAGACAACUGAAGUAUACCAUUACCACCCCACCCUACUUCGUGUACAACAGAGGAGAGCGCGAUGCUGGCAGACUCAUCUCGACUCACAAUCUCACAAUGGUAAUGAAGAAUGGAGCAAUUCCGUCAGCUCAAGACUUCACUCAGGAGGAUGUUAAUCACAGGAAGAUUGCUUACAUGCCCCCUCUAAAUGACAUAGGACCAGAGUCCAGGUUAGUUAGGUUUAUGUACACAGUUGAAGACUCCAGCCACAACAAACUCUAUGGCCAGACCUUCGACAUCCAUGUCCAGCCUAUCAAUAACAGAAUUCCACAGUUUGUUACAGAAAAGUUACUGGUUGAAGAGGGUGGAAUUCUGGGAAUCACAAUAAAUCAGUUAUCUGCUGUUGACAUUGACACUCUUCCUGAAAACCUGAAAUUUAUUUUGGAUGCCCUUCCAAGAUACGGAACUAUUCAAAAGGGUGGAAUUUCUUUGACAAAUGGAGGAAUAUUUACUUUCACUGAUCUUGAGAAGAAGGAUAUUAGGUAUGUUCACGACGGCUCCGAGGUCGAGUUAGAUACAUUUACACUGACAGUCACUGAUGGGUCAAACCAAGCGACUAAAGUGAUAUCAAUAGACAUUGUUCCUAUUGACGACCAGAAUCCACAGAUGGGAAGCAACCUGAGACCUUUCCUUAUUGUGUCAGAAGGUGGCGAAUCUGCUCUUACAUCUAGAAUACUGGCUGCAACCGACGAGGAUACAGAUGAUGCUUCUUUGGUGUUUCUCAUAGUUCGUCAACCCAAGUAUGGAAUCCUUCAACUGAACAACCAACCAGUGACCAAGUUCACCCAGAAGGACAUCAAAGAAAAGAGAGUGAGCUUCCUCCAUACAAGUGGGGAGAUCGGCAUGACUGCAGUGAAUGACAUCAUAACGUUUAUUGUCUCUGACCAAAACUACCUAGCUUCGGCAGACAUGCCAAUGUAUGAUCUCAAUAUUACCAUCACACCUGUCAACAACCAAAAACCUGCCAUAAUUCUUGGUAGUCCGGUAUUUGUCUCUGAAGGAGAGAUUUUCAAGAUCACUAGUGAUAUUCUUAGUGUUGAAGACCCGGACUCUGAAACUAAGGAUAUUAAAUUCACUAUCACUAUUCAGCCACAAUGGGGAUAUCUUGAAAACAUUAAACCAAAUGCUGGAUCAGAACGGAGUAAUGCUGGGGUGAGAAUAAACCAGUUUUACUGUAAAGAUAUACUUGCUGGAUCCAUUAACUAUGUCCAAGCUAACCACAGAGGGGUCGAGCCAAUCAGAGAUACUUUUACUUUCUAUGCUUCUGAUGGAAAACUGCACUCACUAUCAGAGUCCAUAGCCAUCACCAUUGUACCGGCAAAUGACGAAGAGCCAGAUUUGAUGUUAAAUGAUUUCUCAGUACAAGAAGGUGGCUUUCAGAUAAUAGAUCAAUCCAUGAUUGAUGUUGUGGAUUUGGACAUGCCCAAAGAUACACUGCUGUUAACCGUGUCCCAGAAACCUGAGCAUGGACGCAUGAUCAUGAUGAUACACACAUGGAAUGGUGAAGAAAUUGAAACUGAUAUUCAUGAUUUUACAAUUGACGAACUCCAUAGUGGAAUGCAGAUGAAAUAUGUCCAUGAUGGUACAGAAACAUAUAGUGAUAAGUUUGCAGUGACAGUUUCAGAUGGUAAGCACGAAAUCAAAAGGGUUUGUAAUAUUACAGUUAAAUUAAACAACGACGAAAGACCAGAAGUUAUAAAGAAUGCUGGUUUACAUCUAGAUUAUGGUGGUUCAGCAUUAAUAUCCAGUGUUGUUCUGCAGGCAACUGAUGAAGAUAACUCUGAUGAAGAACUGUUCUACAUUGUUGUGAGGACUCCUCGCAAAGGAAUCCUGCAGUACUGUCCAAACCCCUUUUCCGCUGUAUCGUCAAAUGAAUGUAAGGAUAUCGAGCUGGGUAUAAACUUUACUCAGAGGGAUGUUGAUCAGAACAAGAUUAGGUACAUACAUACCACGAGCAUGGGCAGUACAGAGAGUGAUAGUUUUCUUUUUGUACUGACUGAUGGCAAAUACAAACGUCCAGAAGAAACGUUCGAAAUUAACAUUAUUAAUUCUAAAAAGUCCAAUAUUGCCCUUCUGAACCGAGGAAUGACAGUUCGUGAAGGUGAAAGGGUAGCUAUCAGUACGAACAAUCUCAGUGCCUCGGAUGAAAGCACAAAAGCUGAGGAGAUUGUUUUUGCAGUAAUUCGUCCACCACGAUUGGGUCAGCUUGAGUACAUUGAUCGGCCAUUUACACAAAUCAGCAGUUUUACGCAGUUGGAUUUAGCCUCGCAGAAGGUUGUAUAUAGUCACCUCACAAAGAGUGACAUCACUGAAGACCUCUUCACAUUCACAGUGACGAAUGGAUUGAGUGAAGCUAAAGAUGGUGAAUUCAGAAUUUCUAUCCAGCCACUAGACAGAAUCCUUCCAAGUUUGGUUGUGAAUCACCUGCUUGAAAUCCUUCAAGGUACUGAAGAAACCAUUACACCGUACCACAUUAAAGUUACAGAUCCAGAUACAUCAGCUAAAAACCUAACCUACACCAUAGCAAAACCACCAACAUAUGGCCACAUUUACAACAGAGGUAAUUUAGUUAAUAAUAAGUUUACACAAAGUGAUGUAGAUCUUGGCUUUAUAACAUACGAAAGCGAUGGGAGUAAGACGGGAUUGGACAACUUCCUCUUCACAAUUUCUGAUGGCAGACAUGAGGGAUUCUUGAUUAAUGGCUCACUGCAAACACAGCCAGCAAUGACUAGCAUCUUCAUCAAACCCUUGGUAGAAGAUGCUCCAAAGCUGGUUACCAAACGACACCCUGAACUUUUAGAACUCUUUGGAAAACAGAGAUAUGGAUAUCAACUCAACAACCAUAUUCUCCGUGUGGUUGACUCGGAUACAGACAGCAGUGCACUAGUGUACAUCAUUUUACGGAAGCCCAAGUUCGGUCAUCUUGAGAAUACUGUAGCCAAGACGUAUGUACGGCGGCGGUUUACCCAGAGAGACCUAGAUGAGAAUCGCCUCUUGUACAUCCUCGACAAGGAGUCACAGACCACUAAUGACAGCUUCACAUUCAAGGUGGAAGACAGCAGAGGCAACUCACUUAAUGAACAAGAGUUUCUUAUGAAGUGGUCUAAGAUCGAGUUUACGACAGAGGAUGUGGUGGUGUGUGAGAAUGUUGGGACUCUCUCUGUUAUUCUGCGCAGAACGGGAGCUCUCGAUCAGUCUGCGUACGUCGGCAUCCACGUGAGGGAAAUGUCUGCACGCAUAGGUCAGGAUUUCACGCCUAGUUCAGCCAGACAGGUUCAAUUUAGUCCAGGUCAAUCACGUGCGACCUGGGACAUCACGAUCAAUGACGAGAACCUAGAGGAGAACAAUGAGAAAUUCCGAGUGAUGCUCACUGAUCCAGUGAACGCUGUGAUUGGUCGACGCAGAAAACUGAGAAUCCGAAUCAUUAAUGCAGAGCAAGGUGAAUGUCCUCAAUACCUUGGAAUGAUCACCAAGAAAAUGGACCGUUUGACCAUCGAUGCCAAUGCCAUGUUUUUCCCAUCCCAUCUGGAUGAGAACAAGGACACCAUAAUUACGUACCAUAGAGUCAACAAAAUGUUGCCUAUAAAUGCAUUUGAAAACACAUACCUCAACACAGAGCCCAAAACAUCUGCAACUUCAGGAAAGACAAAGAAGGAAACGGUAAAGAAAAAAAGGAAAAAAGGAAAAAAAAGAAAAGGCAAGAAGAAGAAGAGCAAAGAAGAGAAGAAAAAGCUGCGUAACCAGGCAACACAGAAGAAACACAAGGAUAGUCCAACACCUAGCUCUGCUCCAGUGAACAUCGGCAAACAGAAAGGAGCCAGAAAUCAAAUCAAGUCCAAUAAGAAGUGUAACAGCUCCACUAAGGACCUGCUGCUGUUUGAUGUGUUCUCGCAGCAGUUACUCAAAUGCAACGGUGUCGAGUGGCAGGUGUGGAGUCCUGUGUCCAACAGUGAUGAGAGUUCACACAGCAGACUCUGCCAGCCAGGUUGGAAUGAGUAUGACGGACGGUGUUACAGGUUUAUCAACGACCGCUUGUCAUGGGACGAUGCUGAGAAGCUGUGUUACAGUUCCUACAAGGGUCACAUCUCAAGUGUCCAGUCCAUGAAGCAUCUCAGAUGGCUUGGAGAGCAGGCGGGCAAGAAAUCGUUUUGGAUUGGACUGAAUGACAAGUGGGAGACCGGUGUGUGGAAGUUUAUCUCUGGAGACGUGGUGACGUUCACCAACUGGAAGGGCGGCCGGCCCCGAGUAAAGCGCAUGCUACACAAGAAGAACUGUGUGGUGGUUAAGAAACGCUACAAGUGGAGGAACAAGCACUGUGACAAAUAUAGGGCCAAGUUUAUCUGUGAACUCAGUGCAAAAGGACAGUUUUGGCAACAGUCGAAGAAACGGCCACGGAAGGGUCCUUCCAGGCGCCACGUUCGCAGAAACAAGAAAGAGCACACUGGAGCAUUUUUCUUUGGGUAGAGAUGACUCACACUCUCUGUAGAUGAGAAACAUUGUCAUCACUUUAGUUUGACUAGCUCAAUCUUGUUCUGCAAGAAGCAGUAACAUUUCACUGUGUUGUGUGAACAGGACUGUCUAGACUAUACAGUGCACUCUCAACUGUACAGUAUGUUACAUGCUGCAAACUGACUACUAUAAUCUGUGAAACAAGAUGUUCACUUGUGAAAACAGUUGAUGUGCAGUAUUAAUUUUAGAUAUAGAUAGCAAACAAUAGUAGAUCUACCAACUUUGGAAACAUUUGUCUCCGAAAAUGAUCUUUUAUUAUUUUUAAUGGCAACAAAAUAUUGUAUUUUUUAUUUGUCAGAGCCUAAUCUGGAAUUUGAUAGUAUAGAACUUUUCAGUAUCGUUUUAAUUUUGAGUCAGUUUCCUGAAUGCCAGUAAUGUAAGAAAAUGAAGUCAGCAUUUAAAUAGUAAAUAAUCACCAUUAUUACACACCAGUGUAAGAUAUUGCUCAUGUCAUAACAAUCACUCAAUAUCUAACAAGUGUAAUAUUGGUGUGACCUGAACUUGACGUAGAUCACUUGCUGACCCAAUUCAUAGAAAAAUAACGUGUAGUAGGUCUCGACAGUUGGUUUGUAAUAAAUAAAAUACUAAACUAGCUUGCCUGUCGUACCAUUUUUUGUAAACUCGUGAACAGUGUUGGUAUCUGACUCGCUUUUGCUCAUUAUAUACCAAAAACUGUUCACUUGUUUCAUAAAAAUGGUAUGAAUGGUAUGCUCAUUUAGUAUUCUAUAUUUAUAAAACUUCAUGUCAUGUUUCACUAGUAUUGUGAAUAAUAAAUCUUUUGUUGAAACACAUUUCCAGCUGCAGUGAAAUACCUUUAUAAAUAUAACUGGUGGAUUGAGUGCUGUCAAAUGAUCUGAGUAAUGAAUUUUUAUUAAUCAUCGGCUAUUGGAUGUCAAAUAUUUGGUAAUUUGACAAUAUUAUAGUCUUAUAGAGGAAAGCCGCUACAUUUUUUCAUUAGUAGCAAAGGAUCUUUUAUAUGCACCACCCCAGACAGAAUAGCACAUGACACGGCCUUUGAUAUACCAGUUGUGGUGCACUGGUUGGAACGAGAAAUAGCCCAAUGGGCCCACAGACGGGGAGUAAUGAAUUAAUGCACAGAUAUAAUGUCGGAUGGGAUUUAAUCUUUGAAAGGCUUGUAAAAUAUAAUGCACAUGUAUAGCUUUCACUUUAUUCAGUCACAACAGUGGGCUGCUGAUUUGAGGAACAUUUGUCAGUGGCUAAGGUUUUUGCAGAUCGUUAAAAUAAUGAAUUACGUCUAUAUUAUAAUUACUGGUUUAUAUAAAGGUGUGGUGGGAUUGGGGCAUGUACAACAAGUAACUGAGACUACAAUUUGUGGAGUGGAGAGACUGAGUGGGCAGCACCAAGCCUAUGAAAUGUAGUACUGUCACAACUGGAUCAUCACUUGGUUGCUCCAACAGAUGUAAAUAUAUUGUCCUAUUGUGAUAAAACUUGUAGGAGUAGCAACUUGUAAAUAACUGGAUGUGUAAUUUAAUAUAGAAAUUUUAUUGAAUGUUUGUAAUAUGUAUUUUGUCACUAUAUGUAGCAUCUUUGUUUUUUGUUUCAGUUAAUAUUUUAGGUUUUGCCUACCAGGGUCAUUUUUGGAAGUUGGUUCAAAGUUGUAAUAUAGAACCAUUGUUUUGAGAUUUUAAAAUAAAAAUAUAUAUUAUGAUUAAAGUAAUUACAUUUAAACUUGGUAUUUAAAUUAAUAUGGAUGUAGAGAAAUAUUUAGUCAUUCAAAAAAUAUAUUUUAUGUGCAGGUACCACUAUUUUUGUUCAUAUGCCAGAGGAUAUUUGUCAAACUCCUUAACAAAAUUAUCUGUUUUAAAUAUAAGCAUUCUGUUUAGAAUUAAUUUGAUACAAAUAUCAGAAUUUCAUGGCAUGUCAAACUUCAAAAUAGUAAUUCAGAACAAAAAUCUUUACAUGGUAAUGUUAGUUACACAUUUUGUUUAUUAAUACAGUAUUUCACGUAAACAAAACAACUUUGUACAAACUUAGGUGAAGUUAAUUUCUUUCAGUAUUCUUUUAUAUGAGUAUAAAGUAACAUUUUGUUAAUUAAUUACAGUUAUAUAUAUAUUAUUAAAUUUCCUUUUCGUCUAUACACUUUACGGCAAUCUGAUUGGUCCAGAGGUGCUUACUUUUUUUCGUUCUUAUCUCGA
Molecule: messenger RNA, 8875 nt
Organism: Gigantopelta aegis
Lineage: Eukaryota; Metazoa; Mollusca; Gastropoda; Neomphalida; Peltospiridae
Product: FRAS1-related extracellular matrix protein 1-like
Exons: 12
Coding region: 252-6674 (2140 amino acids)
Biological process (GO): homophilic cell-cell adhesion; cell communication
Cellular component (GO): membrane
Molecular function (GO): calcium ion binding
Source: RefSeq, a predicted model, not a curated record